This is a messenger RNA of Rubroshorea leprosula, 2566 nucleotides long. NCBI's taxonomy places the organism in Eukaryota, Viridiplantae, Streptophyta, Magnoliopsida, Malvales, Dipterocarpaceae. The record is from the annotation of a GenBank genome assembly.
AGGGUUUAUCAGGGGUUUUAGCUCCCCCAAUAAAGCCAAACCCAGAAUCAGAUUGUACCCAUUGGUUUCGUUCAAUGCAGAGCCUCAUCGGACUUCAAGUGUCACAGCAGUGACGAUGCACAGCUGCCUGUUCUGAUCGUCAAUGCCGGACCCGUUCUGAUCGUCAAUGCCGGACCCGUUCGUCUCGUUCUCCCCAUUCUCCUAAUCAAAUUAGAUACUUCCUCGAACAACUUGAAUUUUGACCCUUUUAUAAGCCUCAGAAGAAUGGGAAAGAAAGAAAUUUUGCAGCAGAUGAAGUCCUAUACAGGGAAGACUCAAUCAUUUCUUUUUACUUUCUUAAUGGCUAUUACGCAAGUGAUUAAUUUUUGGUUUAAUCAGUCUAAGUUUUGAGCACUAAUUUGGCUUAGGCAAUUUGGAUUUAUCACUUAUUUGUUACCCUCAUUUGCUUGUUACAUUGGGUUUUUGAUUGGUGGGGGAAUACUUUUUUGCCGUAUGAUUUUAUUUAGGGGUCAAAUGUGCGGUUUUAGAGAAGAACAUGGCGUUUUCUAGGCAUCCCGACGCUCAUUUUAUCAACAACAGCUCAAUGGAGGUGUUUCGCAAAUUGGGUGGACUAGCCAAAGAGAUUCAAAGAUCACAGCCCCCUGAUGGAUUUGUGAAGAAAAUUUAUAUAUUGCAAUUCAGUCACUGGUCUGAUACUUGGGUCAGUGGACCAUAUGCGACCUCAAGACAUGAUUUAUCUGCAGCCAGUGGACUUUGACUCUCUAACUUGUAUGGAAAAGGGAGUAGAACCAAGCAUACUUACUGUUGUUUAAUGAAUUGUAUUUGCAUUCUAUAAACGAUUUAAUGAGUACUACAGAAGAUAUUGAUGCUCCUUUUGUAUUGCUGGUCCCAGCCUCUGUUGCACAUUUAUCACAGUACAAAUUAACCAGGUUACUACUUAAGCAGUUGGAAAACCUUGGUUUUAAUGUUUGUGAAUCAGAAGGUUGGGAAGGCCUUGAUCGUGAGCUUCCUGAGGCUGGAAAAAUACUAAUGGGGCAUCAGUGCAUCUCCAUUGAUGCUGCUGAACAAUGUGUUACUGUUAACAUUUCUUUCCUGAAGGAAGGGAAGCCUAUGCAGAGAAAAAUCCAGUCUAAAAUUCUUGUUGCAGCAGAUGGUGCUGGGAGGACAGUAAGAAAGCUUGUUGGGAUAGAUUUGAGUGGUGUUCUUGUUGCUCUUGAUCUAAAGCAAGGAGAAUUUGUAUUACAGAUUUCAUUCUAUCCGCCUCAACAGAACCUGGAAUAUUUCAGCCUUGCGAUAUGCAAGAAGUUAAUGGUCAAAUUGGUUGGUAGAGAGCUUUUAGAUAUAGAUGUGAUUGAUAUAAAGCCAUGGGUGAUGCAUGCUGAAGUUGCUGAAAAGUUUGUAUGUUGUGACAAUCGAGUAAUUCUUGCUGGUGAUGCUGCUCAUCAAUUCCCUCUUACUGGUGCUUUUGGUAGUAACUCUGUUUUUCUGACCAGAAAGCAUUAUGAUUAUUUAGAAUUUUUCUUAUUUCCUGAUCAGCAGCUUGUGACUGAAUUUUCCUAAAUGAAUACUGGAAUUCAGGAUGCUCAUAAUCUGGCAUGGAAAAUUGUUUCCUUACUAAAGGCUCUUAGCAUUUGGAACUUCAGAGCAGUUAUGGUAGUUCCUGCAACACUUGAGCUUGAUCCAUCUAUUGCCAAUUCAGUGCAUUGGGUUACCAACAAGGGACUUGGUUCUAUUUUACCAUCUGGACUGCAGAGAGCAAUUCUAGAUGGAAUUUUUUCAAUAGGAGCUCUUGUUCCUUAUAAUGGUAGUCCUGUGACUGCACCUGAAGCACCUACUGGUCCUCAAAGGGAUUAUAUUCCAAGUGUUGAUCCAGGGGGAAGGUUGCCUCAUACGAAUGUAAUAGAAUUGUUGAAGUUUACAAAUGAGGAGACUAUUUCUACUCUUCAUCUUGUGUCUGUCGACAGAGAGGAAUUUAAAAUUGUUACUAAGGUGUGUGUAUUAUGGCCUGCUGAUGCGGUUAAUAGAGUUCAACCUGGCAGUGAGGCAGCACUGGCACCUUGGAAGAACUAUACAGAUGUUGUAGAGGUUAAAAGUUCACCUGAGUUGUUGUCAUCGUGGGAAACUUGUCAGUUGACUAACAAAGGAGCCAUUUUAGUCAGGCCUGCUGAGCACAUUGCGUGGCGUGUGAAGUCAGGUGUUUUAGGGGAUCCUAUUUCAGAGGCAAGGAGGGUUUUUGCCACCAUAUUAGGAACAUAAUCAAACAACAUACAUCACACGUUAAGUACAGGCAACUUGAAAUUCCUUUUUACAGUCUUUGAAGUGUAGCAUGAGAUUCCUGCUUCCAGAUCUGAAGGAUACCCACGUCAACAGCACAAUCUCAGGAUUCAGGUCAUGGCCACAUAUCUACAAUUUGCAACUCUUCUCGCAGCAAUUGGCAGUAAACGAUCAGAGCUCUCAUGGAAUCAUGCUUUGAUGAACAUGAGCUACAAGAUCGACUGUUAGUCAAGGUUAUCAUAUAGCUAACAACAGAUGUAACAAUUCCAAGCAAUGAAAUGGCAAGAGCCUG